AGUUGGAUUUUAAUCAGUAUUGUUUAUAUUAUUUUUAUUCCAUAUUUUGUUGAUUACUAUUGAAUUUCAUUUUUAAAAAUUAUCUUUUCAAUAAAAUAAAAAAUAUUUUCUCAGUUAAGAUAACAUUAGUGACCUUCGAACUCUGAUACACUGGAGUUAGUGAGCAGUAAUUAGUAUUCAUUGAUUUCCUAUUGUCUAAACCAAAGGUUCACAUAUAUGAAAGUAAUGAAGUGUUGAAUAAUCUCAUACUGUCUGUACUCAAGUGUAGAAAUCAGUUGAAGCCAUUCGAAUAACUAUGGAUUUACACUUUCUACCGUUAGUAUCACAAAUUGAAGCUCGUACCAAGUCAUCAUAUUCUUUAAUAAAAGCACCAGUUUUAUCUAAAAAUAAAAAUCAUGUGAAUGUUGAUUUAAAUUCAAUCUCUAAAAAUUCUCUAAAAGUGAAAAAUGUUUAUAUUAAAACGCCUCCUCAAGGUUUAGAAAGAGCAUUUUAUGAAUUACUUACACAUGAAGCAGUUGAAUUUUUAGCUGACCUUGUGAUCAAGUUUGAUGAAGAUGUAAACAGUCUAUACAAUCAUAGACUUCAAAGGAAAGCUGAGCAAAGAAUUAAUCAAAAAAUUCCAUCAUUUUCUAAACUACAAGUUGAAGAUGACAACUGGGAAGUUGCUCCUGUUAAUAAUCGGCUGAGAAAUCGACAUUUAGACCUUGGAGAUGUAAGUCCCAGCAAUUUAGAUCAUUUUUCUGCUGCUUUAUGUGCUAAUGUCCAAGGAAUUCAAGUGGACUUUGAUGAUGGCCAUUGUCCUAAUUGGUUUAACCAAAUUUAUGGACUUCACAAUGUUUUUAAAGCUGUUCAUAAUCAAUUGGACAAUGUUCCAGAGAUUUCUGCUGCUCCGAUUCUUAUGUUACGACCACGAGCUUGGAAUAUGAUUGAAAAAAAUGUUCAUAUAAAUGGAAAAUAUAUUCCAGGACCUCUUUUUGAUUUUGCUUUAUUAAUGUUUCAUACUGGAAAAAUUCUCUACAAAUGUGGUUGUGGUCCUUGCUUUUAUCUUUCGAAACUUGAAAGCUCUGAUGAAGCUAAGUUAUGGAAUAAUAUUUUCUCUUGGAGUGAAGAAAGACUUGGAAUACCAUAUGGUUCCAUCAAAGCCUGUGUUUUAAUUGAAAAUAUUUUAGCAAGUUUUGAAGUAGAGAAUAUUUUGUAUCAAUUAAAAGAUCAUUCUUUGGGACUCAAUUGUGGAAUUUGGGAUUAUGCAGCAUCAAUUAUCGCAAAAUUUGGAGAUAAAAAAUCUUUUGUGCUCCCUGAUAGGAAUAAAUAUGUGAAUAUGGACAAGAGAUUUUUGAAGAAAUAUUUACAAUUGGUUGUUAAAGUCUGUCAUAAGAGAGGAGCUUAUGCCACGGGAGGAAUGGCUGCUCAAUUAUUACCUCCAGACUCAAACUCUGAGUCAUACAAAAUUAUUCUUCAAAAGGUCUGUGAGGCUAAAAUCAAAGAAAUUCAAGAAGGUGUCGAUGGUUUUAUGGUUUACGAUUUGAACUUAGUUCCAUUUAUGAACAAUUUAUGGAAAAAAUUUCCAAAAGUUCCAGGACUUAAUCAAAUAAGUUAUCCUGGAACACCAGAAGAAAUUACAGAAAAAGAUUUAUUGAGUCUUCCUGAAGGAGGUGUAACCAUUAAAGGAUUGGAACAUAAUAUUAAAGUUGCUAUUCUUUUCAUUUAUAAUUGGUUCAAUGGAAGAGGACACUUUAUCAUCGAUGGAUCUAUUGAAGAUUCCGCAACAGCAGAGAUAUCAAGAUCACAAAUUUGGCAAUGGAUUCGGCAUGCUGCAAAAUUGGAAGACUACCACAACGAUAAUCAUGACACUGUAACAAGUCAGUUAGUGGAUAUUUUAACCGAAAAAAUAGUGAAUGAUUUGGUUAAAACAUACUCCACAAACCUAUUUGUAGAUAGGAUAAGGAAGCUUGUGAUGGCUAAACAUGUGUUUAUAGAUAUUGUAAAUUGUCGUGACUUUCCGGACUUUAUUACCACCUAUGUCUAUGAUAUAUAUCCGUUCAGCAAUUUACUAUCUCAUUUGUAAAAUCAAUAUAUUAUUUAUAUAAAUAAUUAAUUUUAAAAAAAA
Messenger RNA from Chelonus insularis, 2107 nucleotides. RefSeq names its product malate synthase-like. Gene Ontology annotation, biological process: glyoxylate cycle. The record is from RefSeq and is a predicted model, not a curated record. Gene Ontology annotation, molecular function: malate synthase activity. The transcript has 2 exons. Gene Ontology annotation, cellular component: cytoplasm. Lineage: Eukaryota; Metazoa; Arthropoda; Insecta; Hymenoptera; Braconidae. The coding region runs from base 296 to 2065 and encodes 589 amino acids.